GCGCCUAGGUCUGGGCAUGAGCCGCCACCGCAGCCGCUGCUCUUACUGCUCCUCACCUCUUUCGACUACAUCCUCCUCCUGCUGCAGUAGCCCGGGCGCCGUUACGGCCGCAGAGUCCCCGCGCCCGACUGACAGAUACAAACAAGAGGAUAAAGACAACAAUCCUUACUAUUCUGUUAAAAUGAAAUGUGAUUUUAACUGUAACCAUGUUAAUUCUGAGCCUACAUUUGCAAAGCCUGAAAUUAGCAAAAAACUGGAAUCUGGAACUCCUGAAUAUUUGGAAGAUUUUUGUAAAGACUGUAUUAAAGACGAUAAAAAUCUAUCCUCCACUGGACCUCAGAAUGUUAGUCCCAGGAUUGUAGAACUGAAAACUGAAAACAGACCAGUGCACAACAAGGAAAAUCAAGCACUGCAGAGGCUUGAUGCUUCAAGUGAAUCUGAAGAACUGGAGAGCAGUAGACUUUAUGAGGACAGUGGCUACUCUUCAUUCUCUCAUCAAAGCAGUCCUGGUGAACAGGAAUAUAACAGCCUUCUAUCGUCUGGGAAUUUCAUUGUCAGCCCCAAACCCUGCCAUCUACAGAACGAAAGCACAGAACAGUUUCCAAAUAAAAACUUGUUGCCAAUCCUUCAUUUUGAGGAAGUGGUUUGUUCAACUUUAAAAAAGAAUGCCAAAAGAAAUCCUAAAGUAGAUUGGGAAACAGUAGAAAGAGUAGUUGCCAAUGGAGAUUUUGGACUACAUAAUGUAAUCGGUAGAAAAAUGGGCUUAGACAGACUGGAUAUUCUCAGUGAACUCUUCCAGAGGGGACUUAAACAUAUCUUGGCAAAUAUUCUAAAAUGCCUCAGUGAGAUGGACUUGAUCAAUGUGGCCAGAGUGAGUGCGACAUGGAAGAAGAUUCUGAAAGACAAUAAAGGAGCUUUCCACUUAUAUAGUGCAGCAAUGAAAAAAGCUACAGAAAAUACUACCAAAUUUUCAGCUUAUGCUGCAACUAGAGAAUAUGUUCUAGUCAGGGCAGCAUUAGCUUCUGUUCAGAAAUCAACAGCCCAGGUUCCUAUGCAUGCAAAAAAGGCUCAGCCCAGAUUAUCUGAUCAAGGAGUUUCUACGUACAGCCGACACACUGAGUUUUCUGAGGUUGCCAAGACCUUGAAAAAGAAUGAAAGCCUAAGAGCCUGUAUCCAUUGCAACUCACCUGCAAAAUAUGAUCCCUACUUGCAGAGGGCGACGUGCAACCGAGAAAGCUGUGGCUUUGAUUUUUGUACAAAAUGUUUUUGCAACUAUCAUAUCACCAAAGACUGUUCAAAUGAAAAGCCCCUAAAAGCAAACUCUACAGUGGGACCUCUUCCUGGUAGUAAGAAGAGCAAAAAGAAUUUGCGGAGGUUAUGAUUUUUUGUUAUAUCAGUUGCAACUAGCAGACUGUAAAAGUUGUAUUGGAAAUGUUGCAUUAGGUCACCAUAAUGUGGUUCUGCCCAGAAGUCUUUAUUUUAAAUUUAAAAAAAAAAUGUUAUUUUUUCAAUUUGUGUGAAAAUCAAUUUAAAAAAAACUUCAGUGAAUUUUUGGAACUUGGUAGCUUUGGCAUUUUUUUUUUAAUUCUACUGCAUUUAUUACCAAAUGAGAAUUCCAAUACAAACAUUCUGGAUUACAUUUUUAAAAGGCAGAGGAAAUGGCCAGUUAAGAUUGGAAUAGGUUACAGUCAAAAAGAGCUUUAUCUAGAAUAUCUUCAUAAGUGUACUUUGGAGAUUCAUAUCAAAAGAAUGCAGUUUAGCUAAACUCUUUAAACAUGCUAUUCAUUUUCUCCAGUUAUUUUAAUAUAAUUCCUAAGUUUAAAAAUGUAUUUUAUAUCCUCAUGCCCCCUCUAUUUUUUGAGGCACUUUUAUUUGGCUUCCAAGUAAAAGUAACUACAAUUGCAGUAUCAGGAAUCUGUCUAUAUGAUUGUUUUUGUCCUUUUUCAAUGUCUGUGAGUCUGAAAUUCCCUACAAGUUAUUUCCAAAUGAAGAGGAGGAAUGUCUGUUACUGUGAUGUCUUAUUUUCUUCUCUAAAAUCUGUUUUUAAAACUUUUGUACAUUUGUUAUAUAUUUUUUCC
This is a messenger RNA of Phascolarctos cinereus (koala), 2078 nucleotides long. RefSeq names its product F-box protein 5 (gene FBXO5). NCBI's taxonomy places the organism in Eukaryota, Metazoa, Chordata, Mammalia, Diprotodontia, Phascolarctidae. Gene Ontology annotation, biological process: regulation of mitotic nuclear division; negative regulation of meiotic nuclear division. The record is from RefSeq and is a predicted model, not a curated record. Gene Ontology annotation, cellular component: nucleus. Gene Ontology annotation, molecular function: protein binding.